AUGGCCGAUCCCACCACAACCGCCGCCGCUCCCGACACAAAGCUCGAUGCCGACCCCCCGGCAGACAACAAUGCCAUCAAACCAGAGGCCAAGUCUGGGGUGUCUGUGUCCGAAACUGCCCCCAAGAAGUCCUGCAAAAAGCAUCCCGGGAAAGAGCCUGACCCCACCCAGCGCAGUCGAGAGUCCAAAAAGAAGUCCCAUAGGCCUACCAAAGCCUCAUCCAUCGUCACCCCGAGUGACGAUAGCUCCUCUAACUUGAGCCUGGAAGAUGACGGCAGCUCCAGUACCAGUGACUCCGAUUCUGAGGAAGAGGAUUCCGAGUCUUAUGUACCCGAAUCGGAGCCGGACAGAAAGCAGCGUAGGAGGCGAGCGAAGAACCGCACAAGAAAGACCCCGAAGAAUGGUCGAAAGAAGAAAUCGCGGUCGCAUUAUCAGGAUGAAUCCCUGUCAGAAUCUGAAACCGAAGAAACCGACGACUCCUCAUCCCUAGACGAAAAGGCCCUCAAGAAGCUCGUAGCCAAACUAAAGGCCAGAAAGGCCAAAAAGAUCCGCAAGGAUGAUUCCUCCGAGGACGCACUGGAAGAAGAGGUGGAUAGCGAUAUGGAUGAUACAGCUCUCUCCCUAGCCAAGGAAAAGCUGGCGGCAUUGCGACUGAAACGAGGAGAUGGGCGCCGCAACAGAACACGCGUGUGGGACAAUACGAUACACAACUUCAAACUAACAGAGACGGUUGACGAUCCCGGGGCAAACGAGUGGGAUCAGUACCUUUUCACCGUACGUCGCAAAUUUGACUGGGACAAUAAGUACUUGGAGACGGUGGUGGAUAUCAAGAGCAAGUACCUGCGGGAUGCGCUAUCAAAGGUCAUGGAUGGUGUCAAGGGGGUUAGCCUGGUGCAAGAAACCGCGGUAGUUGACCCCAAUAUGCUCUUCCUCUAUCUGGAAGAGACCCGCCAGUGCAUGAAGGAGCUAAAGCAACAGGCCAAAACGGAGAGGAAGAAGAAGGUCAAGAAUAUCGCCAAUCUCAAGGCGCAGCACUUGAAGGUGCUCUUGAAAUAUCUGGACACGGACUAUGCGGAGACCAAAAAGACCCUGUAUCCCUUGCUGGAGGCGAAUAUGAUCACCUUCGACCUAUUGUGGGCUUUGUUCAAACCAAACACCAUUGCAUACUCUCCCACCUAUGGCAACCAGGACGAACCGCGUGCUUUCAAGAUCGAAUAUGCCACCAAAGAGUCGUCGUUCAUGAAGGGCCAGUGGUACAGCAUAGAGGGCCGCUACCUGGAGUAUGACGGCAAGACCUUUGGAAUGGGAGUGAUGGCGGCUGAUGUAGAGAGCUUCAAGGGUGCUCGCAAGAUAACUAGUCUCAGCUGCUACCCCCUAAAGUAUCACCGAGAGGCCGAGGGUGUCCAGGCCAAACUGGUGGAGCGGGGUAAGAAGUUCGUGGCUCUUCGGGGAAUGAACUACCGGUAUCACAAAGGAAUGGCCUUCUAUAAGAAAAAGCGGACUGUCAUCAAGGUCAAUAUCAAUGGGCGAGUGAUGAUCGAUCCAGCCAUUCAUCGCCGCAUCAACCCUAACUACCCCAUCAGCACUGUCCGCCCCAAGGACCCCGACUUUCUCGAUGGCGACGACAACGGCAGCAGUGAUGGGUGUUGCUGUGCGAUGUCAGAGUCAGACUCAGUCGAGCCGUAUGCACACCGUCGGGACUCCGAUGCCCCCACGGUGCGGUACAAGGUUAUUCGAGACAAGGAAGGAAAACCCCACGUGGUGGAAGUGGAACUGGAUGAAAAUGGAAACGAGAUCCAGAAAGAAAACAUGGACGAAGUCGAGGACACCGACCGAGAAUUCACCGAAGAGGAGCUCCUCAUUUCCAGCCCUGUUGUCCUGGGCUUCGCCUUCAGCGAGAAGCUGUGGCUCGAGUUUAGCAUUUCGGGGAUCAGCGACAUCGAGUGGAACGAGGACGCAUUUGACUCACUCGUUUUACCGGACAAUCAGAAAUCUAUCGUCAAAGCCCUGGUAGAAUCCCAUACCUUCUGUGCCGCACAGAACAUCGACGAUGUGAUCCAAGGCAAGGGCAAAGGGCUCGUUGCUGUUCUGCACGGUCCUCCAGGUACCGGCAAGACCCUCACUGCCGAAGGCAUCGCAGAGCUACUCAAAUGCCCAUUGUACAUGGUCAGUGCAGGAGAACUUGGAACCGACUCGCGAACCCUAGAGGGCGAACUGAACAAGAUUCUGGAUAUCGCGCAUUCCUGGGGAGCUGUACUUCUUCUGGACGAGGCGGAUAUUUUCCUCGAAAAGCGCACGAUCCAGGACAUUCACCGCAAUGCUCUAGUCAGCAUAUUCCUGCGUCUCCUCGAGUAUUUCCAGGGCAUCCUGUUUCUCACCACCAACCGGGUAGAGACCUUCGACGACGCUUUCCAAUCCCGCAUCCACGUUGCCCUGCGAUAUGGUGACCUCCCAACGAAAGCCAAACGCAGCGUAUGGAUGAUGUUCCUGGAGCGAGUGCAGGCAAUGGAGGGCGUAAAGACAGCCCAAUUUACAGAUAAGGACUACGAUGCACUAGCUCGUCACAAUCUAAACGGACGUCAAAUCAAAAACUCCGUCCGCACUGCCCAAGCGCUAGCCGUCAAUGAAAACACCGCUCUCUCAAUGGAACACAUCAAACGUGUCUUAGAAGUAGCCGAAACUUUCGACCAUGACCUCCGCGGAGGAACGGGCUAUAUCGACGCCAUGAGGAGCUAUACGUAG
Messenger RNA from Aspergillus tanneri, 2742 nucleotides. RefSeq names its product ATP-binding protein. The transcript has 3 exons. Bases 1 to 2742 code for a protein of 913 amino acids. Gene Ontology annotation, molecular function: ATP hydrolysis activity; ATP binding. The record is from RefSeq and is a predicted model, not a curated record. NCBI's taxonomy places the organism in Eukaryota, Fungi, Ascomycota, Eurotiomycetes, Eurotiales, Aspergillaceae.